CAGAUAAUAUCUCUGGGUAAGAAUGACGAAGGGUACUAGCUCCUUUGGAAAAAGGAGGAACAAGACCCACACCCUGUGCCGCAGGUGUGGAAAGAGUUCCUUCCACAUUCAAAAGAAGACCUGCGCCGGCUGUGGAUUCCCUGCCGCUAGGAUAAGGAAGUACAACUGGUCCGAGAAAGCUAAGAGGAGGAAGACCACCGGAACCGGCCGCAUGAGGCACAUGAAGGUUGUUCAGAGGAAGUUCCGCAACGGAUUCCGUGAGGGUACUGUUGCUGUCUCCCAGAAGAAGGAAUAAAAUAUAUUAUCUUUGUAAUAACGUUGAAAAUAUAUAUUUCCUUCCAAA
Molecule: messenger RNA, 343 nt
Organism: Eurytemora carolleeae
Lineage: Eukaryota; Metazoa; Arthropoda; Copepoda; Calanoida; Temoridae
Gene: RpL37a
Product: probable 60S ribosomal protein L37-A
Exons: 3
Coding region: 23-295 (90 amino acids)
Biological process (GO): translation
Cellular component (GO): cytosolic large ribosomal subunit; ribosome
Molecular function (GO): structural constituent of ribosome; RNA binding
Source: RefSeq, a predicted model, not a curated record